This is a messenger RNA of Pungitius pungitius (ninespine stickleback), 1595 nucleotides long. RefSeq names its product OX-2 membrane glycoprotein-like. Lineage: Eukaryota; Metazoa; Chordata; Actinopteri; Perciformes; Gasterosteidae. Gene Ontology annotation, molecular function: cell-cell adhesion mediator activity. Bases 69 to 1094 code for a protein of 341 amino acids. Gene Ontology annotation, biological process: negative regulation of neuroinflammatory response; heterotypic cell-cell adhesion. The record is from RefSeq and is a predicted model, not a curated record. The transcript is spliced from 7 exons. Gene Ontology annotation, cellular component: axon; neuronal cell body; cell surface.
GUGCGCAUGCGUACCUGUGCACCAGUGAGAACAUUCUGGCGGUAGAUUUGAAUCAGUUUGCAGUCAACAUGUGGCACCGUGCAGUCAUACAUCUGCUUUGUGCGUUUGGAGUCUUUCACAAAGGUCAAACCUCUCUGAUCCAAUGUCAGCACGAGGUGUUAGAUGCUCUAGGAGACAACACCUACUUGAGCUGUCGGUUGAUGCAGUCUAAAGAUGUCGUGCAAGUCACGUGGCAGAAAAUGAUUCCUGGUGGGACGGCGGAUGUCGUUUCUUACAACAAACACUUUGGUCAGAAAGUGAAUACUGUGUUUCGAGGAAGAGUGGAGUUUAAAUCUGAUGGACUGCAGAACAGCUCCAUAGUGAUCAGAAACGUGACUGACCAGGAUGAAGGAUGCUAUCGCUGUAUGUUUAACAUCUACCCCGAUGGUGCUUUCACUGGAAUAACAUGCCUCCAGCUCUAUGAGCUGCAUGAACCCUUUCUACACGUCAGAGAGUCACUCUCUGCUGAAGAGCUAGUCGUGUCCUGCUCAGCCACAGGUCGACCUGCUCCCACGGUAACGCUGACUGUCCCCCACCACAACUCCACCAGCGUCACCAACACCAAUGGAACAGUCACCGUCACCACUACAGCUGUGCUGUCUCGUCUCCAUGACAACAGCCACUGGGUUGGAUGUGCAGCGCGAGUGCUCUCCGGUCGUCAGAUAGAUGUGUAUGAGAUGAUUCCUGAGGUCACACUGUCGCUUCCUGAUGGUUUAGAUGUUAAAUCUGGAUCUGAUAACAGUGAUUUCAAUGUUCCUUUGAUCAUUGGUUUGGUCGUCAUAGUGAUCUGUGUUGCUGCUGCUGCUGUCUUUGCUUUGUAUCUUAAACGGAAACUUCGGAACCGUGAGCCACAAAGGGACCCCGAGGACAACAAGAGAGACACUAAUGAGCCUGUAACACCUUUGAUGAAUCCAGAACUACGACAACGGAUCUCUACUGAAAAACAUGAAAAACGUGAGAAAGCAGAACCGUCAUUGCCAUUCAAAAGAAACCUGUUUCCUGAACAACAAAGCCCAGAAGACAAGGCUGAUGGAAACUUUCAAUGUCUGUAUUAAUGUUUUCAUCAAUUGUGUCAUUUGAUGAUUACUUGAUGAUUUUUAUUUUUAUAAGUAUUAUUUUGCAGAGAAGAAACAAAGAGUUUAUGAAUGAAUUGUGUUGCACUUAAGUUUUUGAUGUGUGAAAAUGUUAUUUUUUGCUCAAUUCACGAUACACGUUGACUUUAAGGUUGUUAUUGUUACUUACCUAUGAACGGUAUUGAUUUCAAUCAUUAACGUCAAAAUGUUCAAUGAGUUUUUUUUAUGUUCUAAUGUUUGUAUUUUACUCAAUAUGUUUUAUUACUUUUUUGCUAGCAGAUUGCAUAUGAAUAGAUAUAUUUUGUAUGGUUAAUGUUUUCUGUUGCCCUGGGUUACUUCCAUCAAAUGAGGCUCCGGACAAGGUAAGCAGCAGAACAACAGAAUCAUAGAAAUGUCCCUCCCCUAAGUCUUGUUUCUUAAUUGUCUUGAUAUAUUUGUCAUGGGAUACAAAACCACUUAAAACCACUAAAUUAAUAAAACGUA